AUGGCUCGCAGAAUGGAGCGAUUUUGGAGUUGGAUUGAGACCAAAGACUCAGACGUCCAAGAAAUUUCUACUAAGUAUGGUCGUAUGAUUAACAAUAUUACUAUGGCGAUGCCCCACGGUGGUAUUCCUGGUGCGGCAAUGGAUAAAAAAAAUAAGAUUCCACAGCCGAAUGAUAUCUCGGGGGAAGUUGAAGGUAAAUACAAUCUUGAAGCUACUGUUCCAUCGCCAGCGGUCAAUGUUCUAUGUGUUGGAAUGAAUGAGUCCGAGAUAUCUCCCCUGGUCUACGAUACAUGGCCUGAUGCAGACUUCAACGCAACUAGCUGGAUGGCUUCCCCGCCGGAAAAUAUCCCUAGGGCUCCAUCCUGGCUUAACAGCACAGUAGUCGAUGAUAUCUUCGGCUUUGGGGAGAAGUAUGGCCAGCGUCCUCCUAUUUUCGGUACAUUACCGGAAGCAAACAACACAAUCUCUAAUAUAACAGGCCUUUGGCCCUCCAGUGCGAUAUACUUGCUGGGUAAACCAAGCCGUGCUGAUCCACCAUAUGUUUUGUGCUCAAUUCGCACUAGGUUCACUGGUGUAUGCUCAACGCGGUACCGUGCCUCUCCUAGCGGUGCUGUUCUGAGUUCAAAUUGUGAAGAUCCCAAAAAUCAUCUUCAAUAUAACUACCGCAAUCCCGAUUUUCAAGAGAGUAACUGGCAACCUGAUUGGAAAAAUGUCGCCUCGAUGUGGGCUAAUUCACUGAGCCUUGGGUCAGGAAUCAUAAACAAUGAAGGCAGCAAUUCACGUCUCUUGAUGCAAAUGGUGCCUGCUUACGACUCCUCCACAAAAAGAUAUUCUCUCAGUGAACAUUUCCCUUCUACUAGCGAGACACUUGCUGUAAUGGCCAGUACUAUGUUGAUUUACAGUUCGAAAGACGCACCUUUUAUCCCGGAAUGGAACUAUACUACCGUGGAUGAUGUUCUUGUCGAGCCUGUUUAUCAAUAUUUCAAAGCUUCUCUACAAUUUACUAGCCUCUCUACAAUUUACUGGGGUGUUUUUUACGUGAUAUUGCUGUCUUGCUUCAUCACAAGUUUCAUUUGUUUCGGAUUUAUUAUAUUCGAAGCCCGUGGUCACCAAGUCACCGACUUUACUGAGCCACAAAAUUUAUUUGCGUUAGCAAUGAACAGCCCAUAUAGUUCGCGAUUGAAGGGGGCCUGUGGAAGUGGUCCUGUUGGACGGCAGCUUAAAGAGCGUUGGCUUAUUGGGAUGGCAGAAGAAGAGGCGCACUACUAUAUUCGGGCCAGAACCGACGGGCAAAAAUUGGUUGCUGCUAGACGAGCUACCAGAUCCCGAACUGUCGAACAAAUGAGCAUGGAUGAUCAGUCAAUGUCAUUGGAACCUGUGAGGCCUGCUGUCGAUGAGUAUCGGCGGGUUUCGGAACGAGACUCGUUCCUUGGAAGGUUCUAUUAG
Messenger RNA from Penicillium cosmopolitanum, 1446 nucleotides. RefSeq lists its product as uncharacterized. Lineage: Eukaryota; Fungi; Ascomycota; Eurotiomycetes; Eurotiales; Aspergillaceae. The record is from RefSeq and is a predicted model, not a curated record. The coding region runs from base 1 to 1446 and encodes 481 amino acids. The transcript has 3 exons.